Rodentolepis nana is the source of this 3129-nucleotide messenger RNA. NCBI's taxonomy places the organism in Eukaryota, Metazoa, Platyhelminthes, Cestoda, Cyclophyllidea, Hymenolepididae. The record is from the annotation of a GenBank genome assembly.
GGCAAAAUAAUUAAAAUGAAUUUCUUUCUUAGAUUUCUACUGAUGUUAACCCGCGUUUACAGAGCUGGAUCUUCGGAAACCUCUUUACCUACAGCUACAUUCCAAAUGGUAGACGAAAUUAAGACUGGUGAAAAUAUCGGGAAUAUUUGCAAUAGUCUUUGGCCAAAUUCCAAUAGGGUCUUCUCCUUAAUUGUGGUUACCUACUCCCGAUUUCAGCGAUUUAAUGAAUACUUCUCAAUUUUCAAGAAUGGUACUAUAAUUGCACAGAAACAUGUUGAUCGUGAUAAUGUGAACGAUAUUUGUGGUCCUCUCGAUUGUUGUCAGUCGCCAGUUUGCACAAUACAGGCAAAGGUCAUGUUCAUUGUUGAACAGAGCGACAGUGGCACUAUUAGAGCUCAUGAUCAAAUGAUGGCUCACCUCCAAAUCCACCUGACAGAUAUCAAUGACAAUCCACCAAAGUUUCCCCUUAAUUCUCUGGGAUUUCCUCUUUUUACUAUUCGUAUCCAAGAAGGAGCCAAAUUCGCGCGUGAAAUGCUACCUUCGGCGAUUGAUCUAGACAGUGUCGGAAACGGAGUGGUGCAAUAUCGAAUCGAAGCGAAUUCGCCAUCAGCUGAUUUGUUCCAGCUCACUUAUGAGAAGGUCCUAAUUAACUCACUGAAUGAAUCCCAUGGCUGGAGACUGUCACCCCCUACAUUAUUACAACUUCGGGAGUUGGAUUAUGAGAAUCCUGCUGAUAGACAAUUCGAACUUGUGGUCCUAGCGAUAGACGGUGGAGAACCAUCACAUACUGGAUCUCUUUCUGUAACUGUGAUUCUUAUGGACGUUAAUGAUAAUACCCCACAAUUUGAGAAAACCACCAUCACCACAAUUGAAUUGGCUGAGAACACGACGUACUCCCCAGAUCCAAUCUACAAGUUUGCCGCAAGCGAUGCAGAUUCUGGAGAAAACGGGCUCAUCACUUACUCAUUGAGUCCUCUGAACGACCCAAAAGUGUUUGAGAACUUCUCAAUUGAUCGAAGGCUUGGAGCAUUGCAUUUGAACACUUUGUUGGAUUAUGAGGUGUACAGUGAAAGAUCAUUCUCUGUGAUUGUAGUCGCCUCUGACAACGGAACACCAAAAAGAUCAGGCACAACUACCCUCACAAUUGUCACUAAAGACAUAAAUGACAAUCUUCCAAGUUUGGUUGUUCAAGAGAACAUUACAGUCAUAGAAGGACUCAACUACACAAAACCUGUUGUCAGAUUUUACGUUAAAGAUGAUGACUCUGUGUCAAGGGGAAAGGUAUUCUGUAGACCUGCUCCCACCACACCAAUGCGAAUAGGGCUCCCAUCUCUUCGUUUGCAAGAGGUCACCACAAAUGCCUACUUCGUCUUCGCAGAAGGCAUCUUCGACUACGAAGAGACUCAUUAUGCCAGUGUUGGGAUAAUUUGCACCGACCGCACCGAUCCUACCAACGCCCCUGACCAACUUCUUCAUAUUACUGUUGCUGUUGGCGACAGCAAUGAUCACUACCCGGAGUUUGCGGUUGCAGAAUUCCAUGCAAAGUUGCUGGAGCAUUCGCCAGUAGGAACCAGAGUUAUUCAAGUAGUUGCAACUGAUGCUGAUGAAGGAAUUCAUGCCAAACUCACUUACUCACUUGUGAGCAGUGCAACUGGACGUUGCAGUAUUUCAGAAACUCUCCAGAUCGAUAGCUUAACUGGUGUAGUUUCAGUCAAGAACAGUGAAUGCUUGGACAGAGAAGUCAACGACGAGAUUGAAGCUUUUAUCGCAGCUAAGGAUGGUGGUGGACUAUCAACUUCCGUCAAGCUUCGAGUUCGCCUGAUGGAUAUAAAUGACAACGAUCCCAUCAUCCAGAUUUCAGAAUCUCUUGGAGUUUCAGAAAACUUUCCCCCUGGCGUCGUUGUUGGAAAAAUUCGAUGUUCAGAUCUCGAUUCUGGAUCUAAUGCCAAAAUUCUACUCGAACUGUCAGAGAACAACACACUGCAAGUUAGAAGCGCAUUUGAUAUCAUUCCGGAAGGGGAAAAUCUGGGGAAUCUCUUCGCAUCUCGUGCUAAUGUGAGAGGAAUGAGUGAUGUCACCGGUCUUCUAAUAACCAAACGAACCCUCGACAGAGAAGAUGUUGAAACAUAUAACAUUAAUCUAGUUGCUAGAGACUUGGGCGAGCCCCAACGAGUAACUCGCAAAACAGUACAAGUUAUUGUUCUCGAUGAAAAUGAUAAUUCACCCACUUUGCGUUUUCCUCAACCAAAUACUACAGUUGGGUAUCACCCCCAAGUGUAUGCAAACUCUCCUCAUGGGUCAAAAGUCUGUGUUCUCAGAUCUCAUGAUCCAGAUAGAGGUGAAAAUGGGACGGUUAUUUACGCCUUGCAGCAGGAUACCAACGGAUCCAGGUUUUUCCAGCUUGAACAAUCAACAGGAAAACUGACCACAGCUUGGUACAACAAGGGGCCUCCUUCAGGUGUGUAUGCAGUUCGAGUUCUUCUCUAUGAUAUGGGCCGAACUCCUACAAAAGUUUCUUGGGUUUUCUACGUCUAUAUUAGUCCACGAAAUCCCCUCUUGGACACGGUUCAGAAUACGAAGUCCACACCUCUAGGACAAACUGGAAAUGGUACAACUUUGGACAAGGUUACUAGCGGAUUGACGCACAUCACGACGAUAAUGAUAUCUGUUGCUGUUUUUAUUGUCCUGGUUCUUCUCAUUACUUGCAUAUGCAUGAUAAAAGUUCUUCUUCGUUCACGACCUAAAAAUAUUCCACACAAUGGAACUCAAAAUUUUGCAGAAGGAAUGAUAAAAGAACCGUCAGCUUCUUUCUACUCUCCUCCACCUUUGAGUAUGGUAUACACUCAAUCGGCCCCACUAAUGGAGAACGUGUUGGCAACAGAUGGACUUAAAUAUGGAUACACAAGUCCAGAUCACUCCAACUGGUGCAUGAAGCCAUAUGCACAGGAGGAGAUAAUAAACCAAAUGCCGCAGGAUAUACCUUCACUUGACAGUUCCGGUGGAAGCGGUUUCAUUUUCUCAACAGCUCAAUCGCAUCAGCAACAAAUUCCACCAGGAUGCAAUACAUUUCCUCAUAAUAGCAGUGGUGGAGCAUAUUCCUCAUUUUUUCAAAAUUACCCUCUCUCUUAA